Oppia nitens is the source of this 909-nucleotide messenger RNA. RefSeq lists its product as uncharacterized. The transcript is spliced from 3 exons. Bases 1 to 834 code for a protein of 277 amino acids. Gene Ontology annotation, molecular function: S-adenosylmethionine-dependent methyltransferase activity. The record is from RefSeq and is a predicted model, not a curated record. Lineage: Eukaryota; Metazoa; Arthropoda; Arachnida; Sarcoptiformes; Oppiidae.
AUGGACAUUAAUACGGAUGCCUUUAAUCGCGUCAAUAGUGCUCAUAUUAGAGAUGCUAACAAUUUAAUUGAUAAAAUUAUUGAUGAAAAUCAAGACAGAUUUGACAUAGUUUUUGACAUCGGGUGCGGCAGCGGUAAUGUUACGGCUCUAUUGAAUCAAAGGAUAUUAUGCAACAAAUUAUUUGCUAUUGAUAUUGAUAUGCGAAUGAUUAAGUUUGCAAAAACUAACUAUAGUUCACCAAAAAUACAAUAUAUGGUUCAGGAUAUUGGUGUCGAAUGGGAUCAAUUAGAUUCAAGUCUUAAACAACUGGAAGGAAAAGUAUCGCUUGUUUUUUCUAAUCGGGUUCUCCAUUGGGUUGAGAACAAGGAGUUGGCGACCAAAAAUUUGUACCGAUUUCUGGCUCCUAAUGGAAAGCUCUAUACAAAUAUUACAACACUUUGGGAUGUGUUUUGUGAUUUACUACCAAAUGAGAGGUCAAAAAUGGAAAGUUUAGUCAAAAUUCCAUCAAAAGAGAAACAAAUCGAUAAUUGGAGAACAGCUCUCACGGCUUCGGGAUUUAAAAAUAUUGACAUCGAGUUCAUGAUUCUCAGACAACUGUACCCAAGCGAUCAUUUCAAAAAUAUUUUGUUGCCGUACUUUCCAAAUUUGACAAAAAAAUAUUUGGUAGAAAAGGAUCCAAUCAAACGAAACGAAAUCAUGGCUUCGGGUCUUAAAGAUGUGGUUAAACAGUCUAUUAUAAAAUAUCACAGUCGGGAACUACCAAAUGGUGAUAAUAAUGAAGAAACACUGUUUGAAUUGGAUUACGGACAGUGCAGAAUCACUGCCAGUAACUAAACUUAUUAUAAUUGCAAAAAUGUACUCAAAGUUAUUUUUUAAUUAAAUUAAAAUAUCAUUAAAUUGUUUUGUGUU